Messenger RNA from Andrographis paniculata, 2260 nucleotides. RefSeq names its product glycosyltransferase family 92 protein RCOM_0530710. The transcript has a single exon. The record is from RefSeq and is a predicted model, not a curated record. Bases 287 to 2080 code for a protein of 597 amino acids. Lineage: Eukaryota; Viridiplantae; Streptophyta; Magnoliopsida; Lamiales; Acanthaceae.
CCGAUGGAAGGGAUAUAUUCCUCGCUUUCGCAGGAUUGAGAUUUGGAAAUGGAGAAUACGUGCGAAAUUAAUUAAUGACUUACAUAAUAGUAGUCGCCGCUGUGAUGACAUUCAUUUCCAAAAACCUGUCUUCAGAGAAGCUAGCCGGCCAAAUUAGAACGCGUUCGUUCCUGAUCUGCUAAUUUUUAGAUAAAGCUCUGGCCUUUUUUUCAUAGUUGCAGGCAGGCAGAGGAUUAUUUUCAUCAAUCGGGGGGUGGGAUCGGAAGAAGAAGGAACGUAUACAGUAAUGGAUCCUUCAGAUCAGCGCCGCAAGAGAUAUUCAAAGCGCAUUCUCAGACAAUCGUAUUCGUAUCCUCCCAAAUCCCUCUUGUCCGUAAGAAGUCUCCUCAUUUGUUUCAGCUUCUUCAUUGUGCUUUAUCUUCUGUCCCGCACAAGUCCCUUGAGAUCUUAUGCUUAUCGCCCAGUUUUGGUAGCUUCAAGCUUGUCUUUACUGUCGUCUGCCACUACAAGAAGUGUUAAAUCUGUUCAUGAUUUUGGGGGUUUAUUUCUGCGGCUGAAAAUCGAGAACCGUGUGUUGUUCCCCGACCACAUUCUGUUGCUUGUGAGGGGUGGGCUGCUGAAAUGGAGAGGAUCGGACUCGGAGUUCGCUUUCAACUGUGUUUAUUACAGUAAAGCUAAUGAGUUUAGGAAUGGUGUUGUUCAGAAAAAGGUAUUGUCCGUGGAUGAAUACGAUGGGUUCAGGUCCAUUGUCAGGUGCCCGGUUGCACCUGCGAAUUACUCGAAUGUUGUCAGUUUGGGUAAGGAGAUCAGAAGCGGGAUUUCGGAGGAGACUGCCAUCAAUUCUUGGGAUCGUUUGGCCUAUGCAGCUACUCUGGAUGGGGACAGUGUUGUAGUGUUUGUGAAGGGGUUGAAUUUGAGGCCCGACAGGGAGUCCGAUCCUCGUAUGUUUAGUUGCCAUUUUGGGCUGAGAAAUUGGGGUAACAAUCCCACCUAUAUGCUGUCGACCAGAGCUUUGACAGCUGCACAAGAGGUUGUAAGGUGUUCAUUGCCAAGGAGCAUUCAGGACAAUCCGGAUAAGGCUCAGGGAAUCCGUGUCACCAUCGGAGCGACCCCCCAGGGGGCUCGUCGUGGCCGAGCUUACCCGAGGUUGCUUGUCCCCUCUGUUGCAAGAAUCUCUAAUCCAGGGUCGACAUACCGGCCUGGUACGAGGUCGGAGCUUUGUGUCUGCACAAUGGUCUGGAAUCAGGCCCCUGCCAUUCGCGAAUGGAUUAAGUACCAUUCUUGGCUGGGCGUCGAGAAAUGGUUCGUUUACGACAACAACAGUGAUGAUGGACUUGAUGAGGUUGUUCGAGAACUCAAUGCAGAGAAUUACAAUGUAACAAGACAGGUUUGGCCCUGGAUCAAGACACAGGAAGCUGGAUUCUCACAUUGUGCUUUACAGGCACGCCAUCAGUGUCGUUGGGUGUCGUUCAUGGACGUGGAUGAGUAUUUUUACUUUCCAUAUUCAGCGCCCGGACACGACCAGUUCAGGGCAUCAGGACAUGCAUCCAAGAAUGCUUUACGCGCAUUAGUCUCUAACAUUUCGUCGUCAUCUGACACUGUUGCCGAAAUCAGGACAUCCUGCCACAGCUUCGGGCCAUCAGGGCUGACGAAGCCGCCUCCGCGAGGGGUCACGGUGGGUUACACAUGCCGGCUGCAGAGUCCCGAGAGGCACAAAUCAAUCAUAAGACCGGACGCAUUGGAUCCAACUUUGCUGAAUGUGGUGCACCAUUUCCACCUGAGGGAGGGAUUCGAGUACGUGAACUUGCCGCAGAGCGCCGCGGUGAUUAAUCACUACAAGUACCAGGUGUGGGAUGUGUUUAGAGCAAAGUUUCAUCGGAGAGUGGCGACGUAUGUGGCCGACUGGCAAGAGAACCAGAACGAAGGGUCGAGGGACAGGGCGCCAGGGCUGGGGACGGAGGCGAUUGAGCCGCCGGAUUGGUCGAGGAAGUUCUGUGAGGUGUGGGAUACAGGGCUGAGCGACUUUGUGCUGGCUAACAUGGCUGUGGGGGCUGAGGGGUUGCUGCCAUGGGAGAUGUAGCCAGUAGCCAUAGAUGGAUCUGAUCAUACACUUCUAAGUCAUUCAUUUCAUUUAUUCAAUUCAUUUAUUGUUGGUGAUUUGGGCAUUCUGAUGACAUGCUGGAAUUUGUAGAGACUACUACGCCAAAGAAGAUGUGUAUAGGUUUUGUUUCCAUUCAAAUACAAAAGGUUUAUGAUUAUC